Durusdinium trenchii is the source of this 780-nucleotide messenger RNA. The record is from the annotation of a GenBank genome assembly. Lineage: Eukaryota; Dinophyceae; Suessiales; Symbiodiniaceae.
AUGAGAAGAAGACCUUGUACUGGGCUGAAAAAAACGAUCAAGGGAACGAUGAGGAAAAAAAGCUCGGUGACCAUGAACCGCAGGAUGAAUUGGACGGAACAGGGCGGCGCUCAGGGCUCCCUCGAGCCUGCUGACAGGGAACGUUUGGUAGCACCACCUGUUCAGCUUCCAAAGCAAAAAAAGGAAGGCGAUGAGUCAGAAGAUGAAGAAGACCCCGAUGCUGACCUUGAAGCUGACCAUUUGGGAACACUUCGAAAGCAGGCAGGGCUACCGGAAAUGCCAGACGAUGGGCUGCCAAGUGCAUCUUCUCAAAAACUCUUGUCGUGCUUGGACAAGAGGAUUGCAAGACUUCAGCAGGGAUUGGACAGGUAUGCCGAAGGUAACCUUUCAGACCUCCAGAGCAGGAUGAAAACAAAGAUUGAAGCUGCGAUUGCCGACCUUGAGGAUAUCCACAGUCGGAUCCAAACAUGCUUUUCCAAUGGCGUGGUGGAUGGUCUGACCAAACAGGUGCAGAAAAAUCUCGGGAGCCUCCAGGCUGAUGCCCAAAGGAAGGCUAUGGACGCCGUCUCAUUGGAAGGUCGCAUGAGGCAGCUCUACCCCAAGAAGGAGCAGGGCGAUGAGAGUGAGAAUAAAAAGAAACGAACGGCCAAAAAGGGCCAGGCGAAAGCCAAGGCUAAAUGUAAAGCAAAGGCCAAGGCUAAAGGCAAGGCCAAAGAAGAAUUGGCAGAUGAAGAUGAAGAUGAAGGUGCUAAGGCCCCAAGGAAGCGAACCAAGAAGUAG